Molecule: messenger RNA, 2727 nt
Organism: Anopheles moucheti
Lineage: Eukaryota; Metazoa; Arthropoda; Insecta; Diptera; Culicidae
Exons: 4
Coding region: 1-2727 (908 amino acids)
Source: RefSeq, a predicted model, not a curated record
AUGAGCGUAGCGUCGACGUGCCUCUCGGUGAACAUGGAAGAGCAGCUUAAAUUAGUGGAAGACGAGAGGCGCUUACGAGUGCGUGAGAUUGAAGAGAAGAGAGAAAUGAAGCGUCGCGAGAACGCGGAACUAGCAAGACGGCUAGAUGAGAAGAAAAAAUUAGCCGAAGAGGAAAGCAUCCUUCGGGAGAGAGAAUUGAAAACCGAAGAAGAAAUGAGAGUGCUGGAGCAAAGCGUGCUCCGUGAGGCGCUAGAGAAAAAGCGCGAACUGAUGCUGCAAGGAUCGCGCACUAGCCGCAUGGGCUCAGAAUGUAGCUACAGUGAGAAGAUUAUGUGCUGGUUAAACGGGAGCAAAGGAAUGACUGGAGCAAAAUCGAUGCCGAAUAAGGAUAUUCCUUACAGCUCCGGCUCUACAGUUUCAAGUGUUAAACCCAUCGCGACAUCAAGCGCUACAAAAAGAGAGAAAGAGAUGGUUGGUGCGAGACAAGAAGAGGAAGUGUAUGACGCACCAUCGCGACGACAGGUUGCCGCUCGCCAAGUGCUUGGCAAGGAUGUACCACAUUUCAACGGCAACCCAGAAGAUUGGCCCAUUUUUAUUAGCAUGUUUGAAGAGUCGACGAAAACCUGCGGAGCUAAAACUAUUUAUGCCUUCGUAGAUGAAGGAUCGUCGUUCUCCCUAAUCGACGAAUCGGUCGCCAGAGAGUUGAAUGUUUACGGAUCGAAAUCCCCGCUAACGCUUCAAUGGACGGGGCAAGUGACGCGAUCUGAACCAAACUCCGAAAGAGUACAACUGCAAAUCUCUGGUGAAGAUAAAACCUCCAAAUUCAGAUUAGAAAACGUGCGGACGGUUAGCAGUCUCUUACAACCGUCGCAGACGCUGAACUAUGGAGUGCUUAAAAGACGAUUUCCCCACCUAGCAGGGUUACCCAUAAAAAACUACGAAAGCGUGCAACCUCAACUUUUAAUCGGGCUAGAUAACAUUCGACUGGGUGUGCCAUUAAAACUUCGCGAAGGACGUUCAACGGAACCGAUUGCGGCUAUGUGCCGCCUGGGUUGGUCAAUAUAUGGAGGAAACGGAGGUGGCACAGCGCAGACACCUGUUGUCAAUUUUCAUGUAGCGCCCGCUACGGAUAGUGACUUUGCGCUAAAUGAGCAGCUGCGGGACUACUUCACGAUGGAAGAUUUCGGGACUUCGAUUCCUCGUGGGAUCCUUGAUUCGGAAGAGGAAAAACGUUCAAAACGAUUGUUAGAAGAAACGACGCGCAGAGUAGAACCCGGGAAUCAUUUCGAGACGGGUCUACUGUGGAAUACAGACUGCCCUAACUUUCCCGAUAGCUACACUAUGGCAGUUAAGCGUAUGGAGUCGUUGGAGAGGAAAUUUAUACAGAUGCCAAACUUGGAAGCGAAAGUUCAUGAAACCAUCGCCGACUACGAAGCUAAAGGUUAUGCGCACAAGGCUACCCUAGAAGAACUGUCCUGUGUUGAAGCUGGAAGAAUUUGGUAUUUACCGCUGGGAGUUGUACACAAUCCGAAAAAGCCAAAUAAGAUUAGACUAAUCUGGGAUGCAGCAGCAAAGGUCGCAGGAGUGUCGUUCAACUCGAGAAUGCUUAAGGGACCCGAUCUGCUCACACCGCUCCCGCAAGUGCUAAGCCAUUUCCGCCAACACCCGGUAGCUGUCGCCGGAGACAUAAUGGAGAUGUUUCAUCAAAUCAGGAUUCGUGAUCCUGAUCGUCAAUCACAACGCUUUGUUUACCGCAAGAAGCCAGGCGAUCCCGUCGAAGUAUACGUGAUGGACGUGGCAACAUUCGGUUCGGCAUGUUCUCCGGCCUCGGCGCAGUACGUAAAGAAUAAGAACGCCAUGGAGCAUGCAAAAGAAUUUCCACGAGCCACCGAAGCAAUCAUUAGAAACCAUUAUGUGGAUGAUUACCUGCAGAGUUUCACGACGGUCGAAGAAGCUAUAGAGGUCGUGAAAGAAGUUAAACUUGUGCAUUCGAAAGGAGGAUUCACGCUACGACGUUUCCUUUCGAACUCAUCGGAUGUACUUAAGAGUGUAGGAGACCCAGCAGAAGAAACUACCAAGAAUUUGAUGAUAGAACGAGGAGAAGACACAGGGUCGGUAUUGGGGAUGAAAUGGAAGAUAGAAGAAGAUGUGUUCGUAUUCUCAUUCGCGACCAACGAGAAUAUCCGACACAUAAUUCGCGAGGAACAUGUUCCUACGAAGCGUGAAGUGUUGAAGGUAGUCAUGAGUUUGUUUGACCCUAUGGGACUUGUAUCUUUCUUCCUAGUGCACGGGAAGAUACUCAUCCAGGAGAUCUGGAUGAAAGGCAUCGGAUGGGACGAAGAAAUACCAGCGGAUCUGUACAAGCGAUGGCGAGAGUGGACCGACCUAUUUCCUCGUUUAGAUGGAAUACAUGUACCGAGGUGCUACUUCAAAUCACCGCACCCAAACUGCCUCGAAACUCUGCAGUUGCAUGUGUUCGUCGACGCCAGUGAGACAGCGUAUUCCGCUGUAGCAUACUUCCGCGUCGAGACAAAGGGAGUGAUCCAAUCAAGUAGGGCAUCCGAUCGACCCGACACGAUUCAGCACCUGGAGAAAACUGCUAAGAUCAAGCGCGUACGUUCUCCGAUAUAUACACAAUCUGAAACGCAAAUCCAACGGUUGGUACCAUCAGAAGUAUCGGCACGCAAAUGGGGAAACAGUAGUGAACGAGAUACGACAACGCUUUGA